CAUUUCAAUAAUCUUCUCAAGUCUAGGUGGUUUUCCAAUCAGUAUUUGCUCCAAUGGCUUCUUCAGCAAGCUUCUAUACACUGUUAUGCGCUGUGUUGCUCUCUACUGUAUUGCAUUGCCUUUUUCAUUUCAGCUGCGCAGAAGAGUAUAUAAAAACAAGGGCUACGUUCUAUGGAAGUCCGGACUGCCUGGGAACUGCUGGAGGAGCAUGUGGGUAUGGCUCGUUUGGGAGAAGUCUGAAUGGGGGAGAUGUAGCGGCCGUAGCUCAGCUAUACAGAAAUGGCACUGGAUGCGGAGCUUGUUAUCAGGUGCGGUGCACUCAUCCUGAGCUUUGCACAGAGAGCGGAGCGAAAAUCGUUGUAACAGACUACGGGCAAGGUGAUCGCACGGAUUUUAUUCUGAGCUCUAGAGGUUACGCAAAGCUAGCACACAGCGACAAGAUUAAAGAAUUGAUAUUAAUGGGUGUGGUGGAGGUGGAGUAUAAACGAAUUCCAUGUCAAUAUCCGGGAUACAAUUUGAUGUUCAAGAUCGACGACAGCAGCAACGUUCCCGAUUAUCUGGCUUUGCAAUUUUGGUAUCAGGCGGGUGAAAAGGACGUCCUCACUGUUGAACUUUGUCAGGAGCAAAGCUACGAAUGGAAGGAAAUGUGCAGAAGCCAUGGCGCCGUGUGGGACGUGGUGACGCCCCCCAAAGGAGCUCUCUCUGUUCGAUUUCUGUUAAGUGACGGAAUCCACGCUCCGGAAUGGAAAAUAGCGCCCAACGUGAUUCCCGUUAACUGGCAGGCUGGUGCACUUUACGACUCUGGCUUUCAGUUGGAUUGAUUACAGUCACUACUACUUUUAUCAACUCCAGAACGAAUAGAAGAAUUCAGUAAUAUAACAAAAUAAAAUAUUGAAGGCCUUCUGAACUUUGUAUUGUAUUGCUAUGGUAGAAUAUACAAAUAAAUUUCCAUUUCAAUUGUCCUUUGGUGGAUUCGAUUUGGAAGAUUCUCUCUGUUCCUCGUUGAGCUUUUAAGAAGUUUAAAUAGUGGGUUGAGUUGUAAUUUCAGCUUCAGUCCAAGCAAAAUUGGUCAAAUCAGAUUAGUUUGAAUGUAGUUUUCAGUCUUGUAAGGCUGUUAAAAUUGAUCAAGAAGGAUAGAAGUAGUUGGUUUUAUGUA
Messenger RNA from Cryptomeria japonica (Japanese cedar), 1156 nucleotides. RefSeq names its product expansin-like B1. The transcript has 5 exons. Gene Ontology annotation, cellular component: extracellular region. NCBI's taxonomy places the organism in Eukaryota, Viridiplantae, Streptophyta, Pinopsida, Cupressales, Cupressaceae. The record is from RefSeq and is a predicted model, not a curated record. Bases 54 to 821 code for a protein of 255 amino acids.